Ogataea parapolymorpha DL-1 is the source of this 729-nucleotide messenger RNA. RefSeq names its product Protein PXR1. The transcript has a single exon. NCBI's taxonomy places the organism in Eukaryota, Fungi, Ascomycota, Pichiomycetes, Pichiales, Pichiaceae. The coding region runs from base 1 to 729 and encodes 242 amino acids. Gene Ontology annotation, molecular function: nucleic acid binding. The record is from RefSeq and is a predicted model, not a curated record.
AUGGGAUUGGGAGCUCCAAGGACCAAGCAGCGGUUUGGGUUGGACCCCAGAAAUACAAACUGGUCGAAUGAUUUGUCGCGGUUUGGACACAGGCAUCUGCAGAAGUACGGCUGGAAACCUGGCCAGGGUCUUGGGCUGACCAACAAUGCGACUACCUCGCAUAUCAAGGUGGUAAUCAAGCAGGAUAAUACUGGGCUGGGAGCCUCGCUUGCGCGCAAGUCGGCGAAAAAGGACGAGUUUGACAGUGGUGAGUGCACGGGGCUGGACGUUUUUCAGCGGCUUCUGGGUCGACUGAACGGCAAGGAGGCCGAGGUAAACGAGCAGAUGGACGAGUUGCAGCGUAACCGGAUUAUCAACGGACGAUGGGGGAUCAACUUUGUGCGGGGGGACGUGCUGAAGAGCACGUGGGACGCGAAGGAGGGAAAAAUGCGGGAAGGAGGGAAGGACAAGGACAAGACGGACAAGAAGGACAAGAAGAAGAAGGAUAGAAAGCACAAAGACAAGAAGAAGCACAAAGACGAGAAGAAGCACAAAGACAAGGAGAAAUCGCGCAAACGGAAGAGAGACGACGCUGAGGUUACGCGCGAGUCGAUGCUUGCGCCGCGCGACCGCAGCGAGACGCCGCCGGUGCCAAGCGGCCGCAUGGCUCUUCGACAGAAGUGGAUUCAACAGAAGCGGCUUGCAGUCGUGGACAGCAAGGCGUUGCAAGAGAUCUUCAUGGUGAAAUAG